Molecule: messenger RNA, 4906 nt
Organism: Myodes glareolus (Bank vole)
Lineage: Eukaryota; Metazoa; Chordata; Mammalia; Rodentia; Cricetidae
Gene: Dusp4
Product: dual specificity phosphatase 4
Biological process (GO): negative regulation of MAPK cascade; endoderm formation; protein dephosphorylation
Cellular component (GO): cytoplasm; nucleus
Molecular function (GO): MAP kinase tyrosine/serine/threonine phosphatase activity
Source: RefSeq, a predicted model, not a curated record
CAUUAAUAAAUCUCUAAGCCGAGGAGGAAACUCUGGCUGGGGUUGUGCGCGCAGCUCUAGCGGGGUGUUGCGUGGAACAGCGGCGCCCGAGAGGGUGGCGGCAGGAGCAGCCCAGCUAGCAAAACACAGUAGAGGCAACAAACCGAGGGGAGCCCUCUCGUAAACACAUUCCCCUCCUCGGUCACUUUUCCCCCGAGGGCCGCGCACCUGCCUGCUUCUAAAGUCCGAGAAGGCUCGGACUGCUAUGUAACGUCGAAGCUGCGAGAGGAGGAAGGGGUGUGGGGAGAAGAGGCUGGGGCCAAGUUUGCGGCCACUUCGACAGGCGCCCUCUUAGCCCUCGCCUGCGCCUUCCUGUAGUUGGCCUGGGUGCCCUUGUCUUCUCCAGCUCCCCAGCUGCUGCGGUUCCCGGCGACAUGGUGACGAUGGAGGAACUGCGGGAGAUGGACUGCAGCGUGCUCAAAAGGCUGAUGAACCGAGACGAGAACGGCGGCGGCGCGGGCGGCAGCAGCGGCCACGGCGCCCUGGGGCUGCUGAGCAGCGGCAAGUGCCUGCUGCUGGACUGCAGACCGUUUCUGGCUCACAGCGCGGGCUACAUCCGAGGCUCGGUUAACGUGCGCUGCAACACCAUCGUGAGGCGGAGGGCCAAGGGCUCCGUGAGCUUGGAGCAGAUUCUGCCCGCCGAGGAAGAAGUGCGCGCCCGCCUGCGCUCCGGCCUCUACUCGGCGGUCAUCGUCUACGACGAGCGCAGCCCGCGCGCCGAGAGCCUUCGCGAGGACAGCACCGUGUCGCUGGUCGUGCAGGCGCUGCGCCGUAAUGCCGAGCGCACAGAUAUCUGCCUGCUUAAAGGUGGCUACGAGAGGUUUUCUUCUGAGUACCCAGAAUUCUGCUCUAAAACCAAGACCCUGGCAGCCAUCCCACCACCUGUGCCCCCUAGUGCCACUGAGUCCUUGGACCUGGGCUGCAGCUCCUGUGGGACCCCACUGCACGACCAGGGGGGUCCUGUGGAGAUCCUUCCUUUCCUCUACCUCGGCAGUGCCUACCAUGCUGCUCGCAGGGACAUGCUAGACGCCCUGGGGAUCACGGCUCUGCUCAAUGUCUCCUCGGACUGCCCCAACCACUUUGAAGGACACUACCAGUACAAGUGCAUCCCGGUAGAAGAUAACCACAAGGCGGACAUCAGCUCCUGGUUCAUGGAAGCCAUUGAGUAUAUUGAUGCCGUGAAGGACUGCCGCGGGCGCGUGCUGGUUCACUGUCAGGCGGGCAUCUCCAGAUCAGCCACCAUCUGCUUGGCCUACCUGAUGAUGAAGAAACGCGUGCGCCUGGAGGAGGCUUUUGAGUUCGUCAAGCAGCGCCGAAGCAUCAUCUCGCCCAACUUCAGCUUCAUGGGGCAGCUGCUGCAGUUCGAGUCUCAGGUGCUCACCACGACCUGCGCUGCCGAGGCCGCUAGCCCCUCGGGGCCCCUGCGGGAGAGGGGCAAGGCCACGCCCACCCCCAGCUCGCAGUUUGUCUUCAGCUUCCCAGUGUCCGUGGGUGUGCACUCGGCCCCCAGUAGCCUGCCGUACUUACACAGUCCCAUCACCACGUCCCCCAGCUGUUAGGGCUUGUCUUUGAAUGCCAAGUGCAGGGGUGGCCCCCAGCCAGGGUUGUACAAGCCACGUGUGCGCAGCAAGUAGGGACUGACCAGUGGGGGGCCAGGUGACCAUGCUCCGUCCCCAUCCAUUUCUCCCUGGCUAACCACAGGGCCAGCUAGAAUGGCAAUAACGACUUUGAAUACACCUUAAACGCAAACAAACAAAACACUCCAACCAAGAGCAAUAAUGGCUGCAUCUGCGGCCAGGGAAGACUGACUGGUUUAUGUGUUGGUUUUACUUUGCAGGUAGAAAUUUACCUCAUUUUUUUUUUUUUUCUUAAGUGGUAAGGCUUGAAGUUAUGAAACCUACAAAUGUGCUCCUGGCAAAAGUGCUCAACCAAUUUUAUUAAGUGGGGAGGGAAAGAGGAGGAAGCCAGUUUGCCAGAAGUGCCUGGCUAUGCGCUUGUUCUUCUACUGUGUUCAUAGGAAUUUUGUUCUAGAUAACUUGUAGGCUGCAGUAUUCACUUCUAAUUAGUCGCCAACUGAAUAAUUGUGCUUAGUGAAUCUUUGAGGAUGUCUAAGCAGGAGUCUGGUGAUGUGGAUUGGGAAUGUAUUGCUGUUGCAGUCACACGGGAGAGUACGGAAACACACAGGUUGUGCUAGCAACGAGGGAGGGAGUGGUGUCUGGGUUUCUGCCAGUCAGCUUGGUCGCCCUCCUGCGAUGCUGACCUAGUAGCGGGCAGGGCGGUAGUGCAAGGGAAAGGUCUGUGGUUGGUCACUUUCACAGAUGGUUCCUGAGCACAGUGACCCAGCCACACAAGCCUGCCUUUCUCCAGUGACCCCUUUGGUAGUGGCUAGAGCGUUUUCUUCCAACUCGCCUACGAUUUGGAUAUUGUCUGUGAUAGAUGCCAUAUUUUAAGAGGUGCUCUGGGAAAACUGGGUGCAAUUCAGAUUUCCAUACAGUGAAUGAUUGGGCAAGGCCCCCAUCAAAGCCAGAUCACUCAAGAUGAACUAAAACCAAAUCAUUUUGCAAGUCAAAAUGUAUCACCACCCUCUUUCUCUCUCUCUCGGAUAAAUUGACGUUGUCACUUUUAGGAAUUUACUUGAAGUAUACCAAGAAAUUCUUAUUAAAUCCCUCCUUGACAAGUGAAUACUUUCAAAGGCCCUCUUUUGAAUAAAAAGUAAGUAUCUGCCAUGACUUGGGGCUCCUUAAAGUAUGGAGGAGUGGGGAACAGCAGUGGUGGGGGCUGGCUGCUGGCUCUUGUGAAGUACAUCCUGUGGGGGACUUGGCCGUUUUGGGUUCUGACUGGGCUAAGGCCGUUUGUAAGGCUGUAAGGAGCCUUUCCAAAUGGAGUUUUUUUCUAUGGGGAAGGCUUGGGGUGGGGACAUGUUCUGUAGUACUGGGGAACAGUAUUUUGGAGUGCCCGAUUAGAGAUCGCUACAGGCUUGUCAGGAAUGAGGAAUGAGAGCAUGUUCCUGUUGUUGUCGUUGGGACUCCGCCCCCUCACUGGGGAACCUCCCCCCCCCACUUGAGAGUCUGGAUCUCCGUGAACAUUCUCGAUCACACAUAAAUAACUUCAAGCUUCAGUGUGACGAUCAUGGUGGAAUGCUCUUUUCUCAUCUGCCAUCCCAGAUAGCCCGGGUUCGUCCUAUUUCCCUCUGUGAACUGUGAACCUGUGCUGGCAUGGCUUGUCUUGAUGGCCUGGGUCAAACUCUGCCUUUGGGUGAGUCCAGAGUCCUCGCUUUUUUUUUUAGAAGAAGGAAUGGCUACCCUACUUCCCUGCCUCUGCUGCUUGGCUGAAGGCACGAAGGAGCUGAGCUCCAGGGUGGCGGACCCGAGUUGUAUGGGCCUCCAUUUCCCCCUGCUUCCUGGCCGCCGAAGAGUUAGAUUAGAUAGAGUUUUGUAGUUAGGCAAGCCCUGGGCUCCGAGAACGGAAGGGCUUCUGGAGGGCAGAGAAGCAGCCUUUAGGCUACGUUCACUUUUUAUACGAGUGUGUUUGCCAAAUGUGUCCUAGUUCUCAGACUGGAUCCCAACCACACAGGCAGUGGGAGCUCCAGCUGUCCCUCCCCAGCUUCCCAGUGCAGGCCUUCUAUGACAAUGUCAAGGGGCUAUUUAUAAAGGCAUUUUCUUUGUACUUGGUAACAGCAUGAGACCCAAAACUCUAAGAAUAUAGGACAUUGGUUUGAUUGAAAAAAAAAAGUGUGUGUGGAGGGACAACCCUAAAAAGUUCUCUCUCCAGAAGCUUCUUUGAUGGCCUGAAAUAAGCUCUAAUGAAGACCCUGUCCCAGGGACAUUCCAAAUGGUUAGUUUCAAAAAGACAGCAUCUUGUCCCAAGAACUGAUUUCUGGUGAUGGGACAUCUUUGUGAUGGCCAAAAGCUAUUCAAUAUUUGUCAGAGAAUGAGGAACACUCCCAAUUCUCCCCAGGAAUCUCGUCUCAUCCGUGGGUGUUUGUCGGGGAGUCUGAAGGCUGAAGCACAGGUGAGCAGGUGGCUCUCAGCUUCAUUUGCCCCUGUGACCUGUGCUUGGUUUUCCAUACGGCUGGGGAAGCCAUGAGAAGUGACUCAGAGUCCUUGGGAAGGUGGCAAGAAGGGAGGGGUAAUUGGGAGUUAAUCCCAGGGGGAAGGGACUGGGCCGUGAACAUGAAGCCUGUGGGAAUGAUACAGUAGUUGAUAGUGGUUGUCCAUCACAGUUGCCUGGGCAAUGUUAAGCCCCUCAGAUCCACAUGACCCUUGCCCAGAUAAAGCAGGACCCGGACGCCAAUAUGUUACAGUGUUCCUAGGUGCUUUCCAUGUGCCUAGUUUCAGUCAGGUUUUGGAGAUGCCACUGCUUCUGGGUGGUGGAAUUCCCACAGAGGUGAAACGGGCUGCAGCGGAACUUUGGUACUGGGUCAUUGUGGUCCCACUGGCCACAGCUGGCUGAGGGAUGAGGUGGUUUCUUUGCGGGAGCCCCUGCGUGGGAACCAAUUUGUGGAGCACUGUGAGUGGGCUCAAUGUAGUGUCUGGGUGUUGAUGUAUUUCCUUCAACUUUGUCUCCAUCAAGAAAGAUGGAGAAAGUAUGUGUUCGUUUUGAAGCCCUCCUUCCAGGGCCCUGCCCUUCCUCCCUGCUCAUGACUCAUCCAAUAGACUUCAGAAAGAUAACAAUGCAAUACUUGUACCUUGUGUAAAUAGCCCUGUCUUUCUGAGUGGCGUCAUUUCUACAUUUGAUAUGCCUGUAUUUCUGUAGGAUGUACAUAGUAUAGGGGUUUUUUGUUUUCUAGAAGAGUCAAACAUGUCCGUUUUUAUUUAUUGCUUGAAAACGAUCAUUUAUUUGAAAAUAAAUUACAUUUUCAACCGUU